AUGUGUAUUGCCCAGUUCUCAGAUCCAGUGGUCAUGUGGAUUGCCCAGUUCUCAGAUCCUAGUGAGCUGCCUGUUUCCAGGCUCUGCCUCUCCUACACACAGUGGGCCUUCCAUCCAGGGUUAUCCAUACAGGGCAUUGUUAGAUCUUCAAAUGGGGAAGUGAAUCUUUCUGCACAGAAAUUAAUCCAGUCAUCACGCCCACUGACUGUUGUAGACAUCAGCAGGGGGACUGUGAAGCAGACAGGCCCACCAGAUAUCCAUGCACGUCGCAAUGUUGCUGCACUGCACCAGGAACUUCUCUCACUCUGGCAUGAGCUGCCAGAUAUCUCGGCUCCAUCUGAGAGUCUGUUAGAACCUGUCCGUGCAGCAGCUCCACUAGUCAAGCAGUUUUUACAUGAUUAUGACCGUCUCAUCUCUUGUGAUGGACACGGAGGGACUAGUAAUACUGCUUCUAUGACUGUCAAGAAGAGAACCUGUUUCCUGACCUACAUUGAGAGUGAAUCCCAUAACUGGAGAUUGAGUAAAACUGCAUUUUAG
This is a messenger RNA of Penaeus vannamei (Pacific white shrimp), 537 nucleotides long. Lineage: Eukaryota; Metazoa; Arthropoda; Malacostraca; Decapoda; Penaeidae. The record is from RefSeq and is a predicted model, not a curated record.